This is a messenger RNA of Magallana angulata, 984 nucleotides long. Its product is annotated as tetratricopeptide repeat protein 32-like. The transcript has 3 exons. Gene Ontology annotation, molecular function: protein binding. The record is from RefSeq and is a predicted model, not a curated record. NCBI's taxonomy places the organism in Eukaryota, Metazoa, Mollusca, Bivalvia, Ostreida, Ostreidae. Bases 37 to 450 code for a protein of 137 amino acids.
AACGAACGACAACUCAUGCGUGAUGACAGCUAACAGAUGGAGGAGGCCGAGAGGAUAUUUGAGGAGGCAAAAUCACACGAAUCAAACUCCAACAAUCUUAUAGCGUCCGAUUUAUACACAGAGUUUAUUAACCGAGCCUUGGCAUGUCCAAAUCGACAGUCUUUGUCCGAGAAGUUAGCUUUGGCCUUCAACAACAGAGGAUUCCUGAAAUACAAAGCAGUAGACUUUGACGGUGCCAUCACUGACUACACAGAGAGUUUGAAACUUAAUACCAGUUCCUGCAUCACUUACUAUAACCGUGGGACGGUUUUAUACAGGCUGAGUAAAUUUGAUGAUGCUAUAAUGGACAUGAAGAAAGCCCUGUCAUUAGAUCCCAGUUUUGAACCAGCGCAAACUGGUCUACUGUGCGCUCAACAGGACAGAGAGAUUAAACUGAAAAGAGGCUGGUGAAGAUGCACCACAUACUGUUACUGAGGCCUUUACAUUAAAAUUCUGCACAUCCUAUGUGUACUUCUAUGCAUAACAGGUCACUCAGUAAAGGGUUUAUUUAUUGAAUAUUUUAAAUCCACCUGUGUGAUUCUAAACUAACUAAAAGUACUGAUAAUACUUAUAAGAUGUCCUUGUAUCUGAGGUGUUGAAAACCUUUUAUGACCACUGCCUCACAUUCUUGCUACUUGAAUUGCUGUCAUCACAGAUUCAAGCUGUUUUGCUGUCCUCUUUCAUUCUGUUGAAAUUUUACUAGCAAAAUAUAUUUUCCUUUCAAUUCUUCGUUAAGUAUGAUAAAUAAAAAAUAUAAAAACACAAAAAGAUAUGUAUUUAUAUUUUAAUAUGUGAAAACAAGGUGAUGCAAUGGCUUAUUGCACAGCCUGAAACUGAUCUCAGAAAUGUUUGUGUUUAUGAUACAGCUGCACAAAUAAUGGGUAGUUCUUUACUGAACUGGCUGGACGAUGGAACACAAUGAUACACAGAACACAUGUCUUCUUU